Molecule: messenger RNA, 2085 nt
Organism: Peronospora farinosa
Lineage: Eukaryota; Oomycota; Peronosporomycetes; Peronosporales; Peronosporaceae
Source: the annotation of a GenBank genome assembly
AUGGGCUCAAGUUACAAGAGCUCCAAGGCGUCGACCGUUGCCACGCAACACGAUAAUGACGAGCUGCUCGUGACCAAAGGAUCGCUCACAUCCACACGCUCUAAUAGUCCAGAGAUUUUGCUUCAAGUGAACCAGAAAUUUGCCCGUUCCUUUGAGGAACGUAAGCGCAAGGAGGAGCUCUUGACACUUGAAAAGCGUGGGCUUAAUGAUAAUGACGACGACGAAUCGGAAUCAGAAACGGAGGACGAGGAUGGUGAAGAGCUUACGCGGGAGCUGGACUCGAACAUUCGUAAGACGCUGAAGCUCAUCCGUACGAAGAAUCCGGCCAUUUACAACUCGUCCAUUACCUUCUUUAGGCAGUCCGAAACGUCACAAGUCAGUGACAAGGACGCAGAUGCUGGUGGUGUAAAGAUCAAGAAGGAGAAGAACGUGGCGCCGUUAUAUUACAAGGAUAUGGUGCGUCAGCAGGCGAUUGCAGGCGACGUUAGUGGCAGCGACGAUAACGACGAUAACGACGAUGACGACGACGACGAGAAACCAGUGCAAACAUAUGCAGAAGAACAGGCGGAGAUCAAAAAGACUUUUUUGGCGUCGUUGGAGGAGAACGAGGAAGGAGACGACGAGACAAAUGAGCUGGACGGAGGACUUUUUACAAUGAGAAAGAAAAACAGAGGAGAGCAGAAACAGGAGAACGAGGACUAUAGAGAGUUUACGUCCAAGUAUGGCUCCAAGCUGAAGAAGGGUGAAAUUGACCCUGAUAAAUUUUUGGAGCAUUAUCUAAGCAGUGAAGGCUGGAAGGACAAGACGGCUGUUGUGCCACAUUAUGACGAGAUUGUUAAGGAGGACGAAGAGGAUGCAGAUGCUUUGGAGAAGGCUGAAGAGUUUGAACACAGUUAUAACUUUCGCUUCGAAGAGCAGGGAAGUAGUGUGAUCCAGACGCAUGCGCGUCAUAUUGAUGACACUAUGCGUCGUGAAGAUGACUCGCGUAAGCGGAAUAGAGCAGAGCGUAAGGAGCGCAAAGCGCUUGAGCGCCAGAAGAAGGAGGAGGAACUUCGUCGUUUGAAAAACCUCAAACAAGCUGAGAUUGAACAGAAGCUAAAGAAGGUUGCACGGCUAAUGGGUGAGGAAGAGGGCACGGCUGGUUUAAAGGCAGAGGACUUGGAGGGUGACUUUGAUCCCGACGAGUACGAUAAGCGUAUGCAGGCCGUCUUUAACGAACAGUAUUACGAUGAAGAUGACGAUAUGGAGAAGCCUACGUGGGACGAAGACGAAGACAAGGAAUUAUUUGCUGGUCUGCCUGUUGAUCUGGAGGAGGAGGAGGGGGAUGCAGAGGGCGAUGCUACGUUGCGUGAGGAAGCCGAGGUGGAGGGGGAUGACAAGGAGAAACAGGCGCUAGUUGAGGAGGAUGAAGAAGGGCAGGAUGGAGAGGAGGCGCCAAAACAUUUGAAGCUGACAAUGAACGAGAUUCAGCGUCAAAAGCAGAAGUAUUUGGACGAGUUAUACAGCUUGGACUACGAAGAUCUGAUUGGAGACAUCAAGUGCCGCUUCAAAUAUCGCCAGGUCCAGAAUAACGAUUUUGGUCUUACCGUGGACGAAAUCAUGGCUGCUGACGACAGCGAGCUUAAGCAGCUUGUGUCCCUGAAGCGUAUGGCACCGUACGCCGACUCGGAGUACUUUAUAGACCGCAAGCGACUUAAGAACUUUAAGAAAAGUGUGCGGGUGGCUCAAGAGGAGAAUCGUAGGCGCAAGUACACCAAGGAGCCUGUAGAUAGUAAAGGGAUACAGAAAGAAGAGGCUGAACAGCCCAAGAAGCGGAAACGUAGCAAAAAGAAGAAGGCCAUGGAGGAGGAAGCGAAUCCAGAAGAAGAUAAAACGUUGUCUGAGGAAGAGAAACCGAUACCGAAGAGAGCGAAGGUAAAGAGUGAAAGUGCUGAGCCAGCAGCGGAGAAGGCUUCAGUCGACAUUGAGAAGAAAAAGCGCCGGAGUAAGAAAAAGAGAAGUGGUGAGAAAAAUGUACAUGCAUCGACCGGUCUCCCGACUUCUCGACUCGAGUCGUACAAGCUGCUUAAGACAAUUAAAAACUAG